Messenger RNA from Pocillopora meandrina, 8612 nucleotides. NCBI's taxonomy places the organism in Eukaryota, Metazoa, Cnidaria, Anthozoa, Scleractinia, Pocilloporidae. The record is from the annotation of a GenBank genome assembly.
AUGGGCGCCAUUCAAUCAAAUCGAAAACCUUCCUACGAUGCGAGCGGCGAUGGUAAUAUUCUUAGUUCUAAUGACUUCUAUUCCAUUGGAAGUGUGAAACGCGUUCUUAUAAUUCCAUAUGUUUUUGUUACAGUCGAUUUCGACCAUUUCCAGAUCCUGCGAGCAAUUGGACGAGGUGCUUUUGGAAAGGUGAACCGCCCCAGCUUUAAUUUUACUUUCAUUCGAUUUAUUCCGUGUGUUCUUCUUUAACAUAGAAAUAAGAUUUUAAUCGGUGUGGGUUUUUUUUUUUUUCUUUUCCGCUUUCGAAGGUCUGCAUCGUUCAGAAGAAGGACACAAAGGCGAUGUAUGCAAUGAAAUACAUGAACAAAAAUGCUUGCAUUAAAAAGGAUGCUGUUCGAAAUGUGCUUCGCGAGUUGGAAAUUCUGAAGUUCCUCGAGCAUCCAUUCCUUGUGAAUCUAUGGUUCGCUUUUCAAGAUGAAGAAGACAUGUUUAUGGUGGUAGACCUUCUACUAGGAGGAGACAUUCGCUACCACUUGCAACAAGUAACGAAAUUUGAUGAACCAAGAGUCAAGUUAUAUCUCUGCGAACUUGGUCUUGCCCUCGGCUACUUGAGAAGCAAGAAGGUUAUUCACAGGUGACGAACAAAUUAUUACUGAAUUCAUACACUGGGUUUGAUGUUUGCUUUUAAUUUUAACCCUUUCACGAAGCCGUAAAAUGAAGAAAAAUAUUCUUUUCGUUUAGGGAUUUAAAACCAGACAAUCUGCUUCUUGACGAAAAAGGUUUGUGCUCGUUAUAAGAAUUUUUACAAUUCUGUGAUUUAAUUGCAAUUGCAGUAAUGGUUAUUUCUAUUAUGUCAGACUUUUUCGUAAGCCCAAAAGCGUUCCUCUUUCGAUAUAUGCGAGAACUUGUUCGCUAAUGGCCAGUGGAGCGUUUUUAGUUGUAAACAAAUUACUUGUCUGAUUGCGAAUGCCAUUUAUCCAUGAGAAGUUGUCGGUGAGGUCACAUAGAUCAUAAGGAUUAGAUACUCUCUACUUCACUUGUUGCUCAGGACAACCAAAAAUGGUUCAACUUAGUUUAUUUGUUUUCCCUUAGGACAUGUACAUUUGACGGAUUUUAAUAUAGCGACAAUUCUAGAAGAUGGAAAGUUGGCAACGUCCAUGUCAGGAACCAAACCAUAUAUGGGUUCGUAAUAAAUUUCUUACGAAUUAUCGAAGUUGUAAACUGAAGUUUUUGACGGUUAUGCCAUGAAAGCUUCUAUUAAUUUACGAUAUUGUGUACCAAGUCAACCCAUUGGCACUUGAAAAACUUGAAUUUACAUUACAGUACAUUUACUUUAAACAAGUUUUAAGUCAGGUGAUCACUUGCCUCAAUUUUAAUAUAAAUUUAAAGGAGAAGUAUGCACUAUCGAAAACUGUAUACAAUUUUACCUUCAAGCAAAUUUUGGAAUUCUGAAGAGUGAGCCUGUUACAGAUUAGUUAAGAAAAAAAAUGGGUAACCAGGCUUCUCAUGCUAAACCAUGACAUGAAGUCCUUAACCCUUUUGCUCACAAGAUCUCAGAAGUAAUCCUCCUUGCUGUCUGCCAUAUAAUCCUAAUCAUUUUAGUUUUGAUAAUUUGGUAUUGGAUCAACUGAUAAUUCCCUUAUUGAUAUAAAAACAAUAGCUUCCACUAAGCACAAAAAUAUGCACAGAUAUUUGUCCACAGGCCAUAUGUGUUCAAAAAUGCAUACAGUUUUCCAAGAGAAGCUCAAACAAAAUGGUAAGCUUCGAGGAACAGAUUGUGUCAUAGGACAAAUAUCUGCACAUGUUUUUGAGUUAAAUGAAGGCUUCUGUAGUUAUUAUCCUUCAAAUACUUUUGCAACGCACAGGAAAGAGUGUUUACAAAAAGCUUACUGUUUGCUGCAUAGGAUGUGUACCUUUCAGUGUUCUCUGGUACAACUUUAUGAACUAACAAACAUGUCCCUUCUUCUGUAACAAUACUGCAAUUCUGUACUCUUUCAUCUUGAAUAAAAUUUUUAGAGGAAUGCUGUCAUUGUAUUAUUAGUUUGAGAAUUGGGGAAUAUCACAAUCACGUGAUGUAUUCAGACCAAUUGUACACAUUCAAGCAAAAGGAUAUGAUGGAUUAUAAUUUUUUUAUUCUUAUCUCCUAUUUGAUUGAUAUUGCAAAUAUUUUAAAAGGAGAAAUUCUGUCCUGUUCACUCAUGAGAGAUUAUUCAAUGGGAAGUAUGCGUAAACGAUUCUUCUCCACAACUUGCUAUGCAUCAAAAAAAUGAACAAGUGAGUGCAGUGAACAAGUGUGUUUUUUGAUGCAUGGCAACAAGUGAAUAAAAAUCGUUCAAGCAUUGUCCACAGUGUGAUAUCUAUGCGUUUGGCCAUCCCACUUAGUUGAUAAAUACAUAGUAUACUUAUACUAUUGUUAUUUCUAUCAUCUUUACUUACCAUCUACCCUGUGAAAAUUUGUUUCUUCACAUCAUGAAGGAUGUUUGUUUUUAAAGUCACAUUAAUGUUUUUUUAAUUUUUGUCAAUGUAUACCCAAUAUAUUAAUUUUAUAAAUAUAUAUUGAAGGUUCUAUAUUAUUAAUUUGAUAUUUAUCUUUGUAAUUCAGCUCCUGAAAUAUUUAACACAGCUAGUGAGGAGACUCAAGGAUAUUCCUUUGGUGUUGACUGGUGGAGUUUAGGAGUUUGUAUCUAUGAAAUAUUAAGAGCAAAGGUAAAUGCCUUAGAAUCUGAUAUUACUACUAGACUAAGUGCAACAACCCUUACCCUGAUACUUAACAGUGAUUUUAAGUUAGGAAAGGAUCAUUUUGUUAUAACUCACCCCAAAUCCCCAAAAAGUUGUUCUGUAAGACGGUAAACUAGAAUUUAUAUUAUAAUUAAGCCCGGGCCCUGGUUAUUCAAAGGUUGGCUAAAUUGCUAUUUACUAGAUAGAUCCUUGUCUGGUGAAUUGUGCACUACACUUUUUGUAUUACUUAUUAUCUGGAUAUUUAAUUAUCCAAGGGAAUCAUGGCAUUAUCAGUCCAAGUUAUAUUCUUAAAACUUUUAAGUCUUCAUAAAAAAUUGUAUUGUGACUAAUUCAAGUUGAAAAUUUUGGUAGUUUAACUACCACAAUGACAAUGACCCUGAAAAAAUAUAUGGCACCAACCAUUAACACUUCCUUUAAGAGAAGAUGAUUUCCUUUUAUUUAUUAACUCUUCAUUUACAGCGACCAUAUGAAAUUCAUGCCAACACAAGUCUGUCAGAAGUAAGACAAAUUUUUGCUUCUGAAUCUGUUCACUACCCUACAACUUGGUCAAGAGAAAUGAUACAUGUACUUCACAGAGUAAGCAAUAUUUAUUUUUCACAGUUAUAGAAUAUUAAAGUAAUCAAACUUUCUUCUUUCUAAUAACAGUUAAAAUGAGGAUGAAGCACAUAUGCUUGUCACUAAAUGAGAUUCCAUUUGGAUAUUUUCUUCACAACAAUGCUUAUACUGAUAUCUGUUAUUUUUUUAUUUAGCUUCUUCAACAUGAUCCCAAGAAAAGAUUGGACAGCUUAGAGGCCUUGAAACAGGAAAGCCUUAUGGCAGAUGUUGAUUGGGAAGCUGUUGAGGCUGUUAAUGUCCAACCUAGCUUUGUACCUCCUGUAAGUUCACUGUGGCCUUUUCACAUAACAUUUAUCAAACAGUGUCAGUAGUAAUUAAAAACCUUUUCUUGUAAUUUGCAUUUCAUUUUAUCUUACUAGAAAGACCACUUGAACUGCGAUCCUACUUAUGAGCUAGAGGAAAUGAUCAUUGAAGCUAAACCACUUCACAAGAAGAAGAAGAGAUUGAAAAAGUUGUCAGGCAAGAUGGUGAGCAAUUAUGGUGGCUUUGAUUGUUGUAAUAAUCAAUUAUAUGUUGUGGAAAGGUAUACGCUCAAUUACAUAAACAUUGACCCUUAAGAAACAUUUACAAUGAGCGAUGAGACUCUUUGGCUCUCUGGGUACACAUCUACACGAUAACUGCUACUAGGACACGGUGAAUGAUGGAAGUUAUCCACACUUUCUUGGAAGAAAAGGAUUAUCAUAACAAAGCUAUAUCAUGAAUAGUGAGAAAGAUGAAUCACAGAAUAAGUAUCUACAUGAACAUUUUCCAGAAAACCUUUGGGUUUCAUCAUUCAUGGAUCAUGCUUUUAGGUGUCAAGGUUUGUGUAAGUGAGUGUAUCUCGGUUGAACUUCAUGCCAUAAACACUGAGUCGUAAGUACUUUACAGCUUGCUGACUGUAUGAAUGAAGAUCACAGAUCAUCUAAUUUGUGAUUUUUCUUGCAACUUAAGUCUCCAAUAGCAGCUUAACACAUGGCCUUCUGAAUUCUCUGAAACAUUUUCCCUGUUUCCUAAGAGGUCUACAGCAUGAAUUAUGGCAAGUAAUGUUAAACAGAAUUUCAGUGAUCUGUUUCCAUCUUCUCAGUUUCUAUGUAUUGACUAGUACAGAAGUUUUGAAACUUGAACUUUCACUCAAAAUUUUAGAGGGCACCGAAGAGCAAAACUGCGGUAUCCAGUCAACUUGACGACAGUUCAACUCACCAACGCCAACUCGCUGAUAUAUAAAAUCAAGUAGAAAUGUCGGCGAGUUGGUCUUCAAUCCAGUACAACUUAUUAGAAGUGAAACAAGUCAUAUAGAAAAGUGAAAGAUCUUUAGGAAAAAACAUUUUUUUUUUCAACAAAGUUUAUAAGGAUCUCAUGGCGAAUAAAGCAAGGUAGAUAUCGCCAAUAACUGAGAAAGCUUCAGACGCGAACGAGUUAUUGUGUGACAUCAACACUCUAAAGUCUUAUCAUGUCAAUCGGUCAGAUUUUUUGAAGAAAACUUGGCUUUCUGGACAAAAUCUUCAGUAAAAAACAAUCCUUUUUAUUUCCAACAAAGUUUAUAAGGAUCUCAUUGCGAAUAAAGCAAGAUAAACAUCACAAAUGACUAUAAAAGCUUCUGACAGACAGACGUGAACGAGUUAUUGUGUGACAACAACACUGUAAAGACUCGUCAUGUCAAUCGGUCAGAUUUUUUCAAAGAAAACUUGGCUUUUUAGACGAGAUCUUUCGUAAAAAACAAUUCUUUUUAUUUCCAACAAAGUUUAUAAGGAUGUCAAGGCAAACAAAGUGAGGUGAACAUCACCAAUGACCAAAAAAGCUUUAAACACGAACGAGUUAUUGUGUGACUGCCAACAUCAUUCUAGAUUCACACUUGGAUAGCUCACUUUUGAAGGUGCUUAUGUUUGGUCUGUCUUAAUACCAGGCUAAGCCAGUAAACGGCAAACAUUUUCUAGAUGCUUUUUCAGUACAAAUACGAUUAGUAUCUAACCAGAAGCUGACCAGAAUCCAAAGAAGGACUAAUAGGCGAUUGCAGAGUAAGGUGUUUGGAUUUUGGGAGAAAUAUGAGAAUUGUAAAAAAACAGCAGCUCAAUUAUUGAAAUCGAUGUUGAGAUUAAACGGACCUUCAAGAGCAGAAAAAUAGUAUGAUAUACAUAUAAAAUUUUAUCAUAAAUCAAACGUUCUCAAUCAUAAAUAAAUCAUUCUUUAAAGUUAAAAAAACAUGUGGUUCUGCAUGGUUGCUUUGGUUGGCUCACAAGAACUCGAUCGCAUCUGAAGCUUUAGUAGUAAUUGGUGAUGUUCACCUUUCUUUACUCGCUUAGACAUCCUUACAAACUUUGUUGAAAAAUACAAAGAAUUGUUUUUUUACUAAAGAUCUUGUCUACAAAGCCAAGUUUUUUUUUUUCAAAUCUGAUCGAUUGACUUGAUGAGUCUUUACAGUUUUGUUGUCGCACAAUAACUCGUUCGCGUCUAAAGCUUUUUUGGUCAUUAGUGAUGUUCAUCUUGCUUUAUUCGCCUUGAGAUCCUUAUAAACUUUGUUGGAAAUAAAAAGAUUUUUUCUUUUUUUGCUGAAGAUCUUGUCCAGAAAGCCAAGUUUCUUAAAAAAAUCUGACCGAUUGACAUGAUGAGUCUUUACAGUUAUGUGUCGCACAAUAGCUCAUUCUUGUCUAAAGCUUUUUUGGUAAUUGGCAAUGUUUACCUGGCUUUAUUCACCAUUAUAUACUUAUAAACUUUGUUGGAAGAAAAAAAUUGUUUUUUCCUAAAGAUCUUUUACUUUUCUAUGUGUUUAACUUCUAAUAAGUUGUACUGGAUCAAAGACCAACUCGCCGACGUUUCUACUCGAUUUUAUACGUCAGCAAGUUGGUGUUGGCAAAUUGAACUGUCGGCGACUUGACCGUAAUUCAAAACUGUUUAAGUGCCACAUGCAACAAUUUAAAACACAUGCUCACAUUCUUUUCUUGAAAAACAGAUUUAUUAUGAUAUCACAUCUGGUAAUAUCCUUUUCACUGUUUUAAAAGGAGAGUGAAGAGGAAAUGGAUCCUAUUCAAAUGUCUUUAGAAGAAAUCAAAAGAGAAUUCAAGCUGUAUAACAGAGAGAGGUAAUUCUGAGAUCAAUUUUCUUCUCAUAAUUGGUUGUUUUCUCCUAGCCAUGAAAGUGAUAUGGGGUACCUGUUACUGCAAUCUUUUUUUAUUUUUCUUAUAUCUCUUUUAGUCUAGUAGCAGAGUGAGGUGUAAAAUUCUUAUCACCUCUGAUUACAAUGUAGUUCAUGUUGUAAUCAUAACAUUUCACUGGUGUACUGGAAAUAUAUUUGUUUCUGUUUCUUUCCCUCAGAAGGAUGAAAAAUAAAGUUUUUUGAUGUUUUGGUUCUCUUGAUACUUGUAGGUUACUUAUAACUCAAAGACUAACGAAAACAAAUGUGACCUCUGCCCAAGAAAACAGUGAAGAAAAAAAUGCUGAAAUGUCAGUAACAGAUGCAAAACUAUCAUGAUAUUGGUGUGUACCAGUAUUACAUUAGUAAAGCUCAUUUAAUAUGUGAAUCCACCAUGAGUGUAGAACAAGCGGAAAAAAAGUAGAAUUUUUUUACUGUUAAUCUGUAAUAUUUUAUGGUCAUUAUGUUUUGACCUUGUGCCCUCUAAGAAUAAUUUUACAUCAAAUGUGUGUAAAUCACUUUAAAUGCCACCAACUUUUCACGUGGUCACUCGUCAGAUCUCAGCUUGUCAUCUGCAAAUUAUUACAACAACUAUCUUGAAUCCUCUUUGGAAAAUUUUGAAAAUUAACUCUCAUAAUGAGGUUUGAAUUUCUGUAAUCCGAAUUUUUUCAUUGUUGUUAUGUAGAUAUGUUGUAGCAAAAAUGUGCUCAAAGAAAUGCAGUGAGUACAAGUAGUUUACUUUGUCAAUAGAUAGAGGUGGUCUUAAAGUAAUCCAGCUCAUGAACAUUACAGUAAAAGAGCAGAUGCUGUGGCCAAAUUGGUUAAUGCUUGACUCUAGAUCAAAAGGUCCAGAAUUGAGUCUUGCUAGGGGUUGAGUAUUUUGUGUUCUUUGGGAGGACACUUAGCUUCUACAGUACCUUUCUUUACCCAGAGGUGUUAAUGGUUACCAGUGGUCUGUCAGAGAAUCCAGACAAAAUGCUAGUGGUAACCUGCAAUGGACCCAGCAUUCCAUCCAGGGAGGGAAACAACUCUCCUUUUUGUUUUAUGCUGCAAAAAACAGUAUAAGCUUUGGCAGCUAGUUGAGUCACUCUGUCAGUGUUUCAUAGUUUGUACUUAUUUGUGUUCAGAAGUGAUAUAAUUUGCUUUAUUCUUUUAAUUACUCUUAGACUAAUGUAGUUGUCAGUAUUACUUUAGUAAGUGUUUCUGAGUGAUUCCAAACUUGAUGGAGGUUUUUUUUUUAUGUAAAAUGUUAUUGUAGGUUAGUGAAUAUAGAUUUUAUUUGGUGAGUUUCCAGUUCCAUUUGGGAGUUUACCCAUAGGUCUGUCCAGAAGCAUCUCAUUGAAAGGUUUGGCAAAGUAGUUCUAAGCAGUGCACACAGAGCCCUGCAGUUACUUGCACUAGUUUUUGCACCUUUACUUGCAGUGGUCAAGAAGUGAAGUGAAGAAAAAGAUUGAUCUGAAUUACAUGACAUGUUGUAACACCCAAACCUGCAUUGAUAGAUUACUACUUAAAUUCCAAUUUAAUCUCAGUAGAAUUAAAAUGAAAAUUUUUCAUAUGAUUUAAUUUAUUUAAGAAAUAUUUAUAAGUAUGUAAUGUUCUCUCCACAAUUCAGUCAUAAACGUUCGUUCAUCUUUUUUUCCUGAUUAACAAAAUGGAAUAUGAACUAAUCAAUAGCAUGGAAAAGUGCGCUAUCCCUUUGGUAUUGUGUGAUUUCCUUUAUUUCAUGUUGGUACUUGGUUAAUAUGGUUUAAUACUUCUUAAUAUUUUGACAGGUUUGCUGACUGCUUGUUUCCUUUGCAUAUCAUUAUUGUAGGAUAAAUGGUUCUUUAAGCUUACAACUUGCAUCUAUUGCUAAUUCUUUUUUGAAAAGAAAUAGUUUUGGUUAUGCAACAAGAUCAAGCUUGUGUCAUAUUUAGGUAUCUUGUUGUGUUGCUUUACUUUGCCCAUGAUUGUUUUCUGGUUUACUUUGGAAUAUUUAUCACACCUAGUUGGUUACAGUGUUUGAGUGUGACUUUGUCUUAGAAACAGAUCUGGAAUGUGUUGUACCUCAAAUCCCCACGUAUGUAGUCCUGCCAUAUGCCAUAGCAGACCCCAAAUUUUUCAGUUCAAUCUUUUUGGAAAUAAUUUUGGGUUUAACCCCAGAACUUAACUG